Molecule: messenger RNA, 3126 nt
Organism: Symbiodinium natans
Lineage: Eukaryota; Dinophyceae; Suessiales; Symbiodiniaceae
Source: the annotation of a GenBank genome assembly
AUGGAUAACUGGAGCAUAAGCCCGGAUGUCAUCGCCUGCAAUGCAGCCUUAACGGCCUGCGCCGCAUGCAGCUGGAGAUUGGUGUUGCAGCUACUGGGUUCUUUCCCGUCGAGAAGGUUGACACCAGACGUGGUGUCUUUCUCCGUUGCCGCCAGCGCCUGCCGCAGCACGCAGUGGCAGGAGGCUUUGAGCUGCUUGCAGGGCGCUGUGGAUGGGGCUCUGGCUCCCGAUGCAACUUUAUGGAGCGCUACCAUCACCGCCUGUGGUGAUGCUGGGGAGUGGCAGAGGGCUUUGGAGCUUUUCGCCUCCUCCCGGCGCGUGGCCGAUGCCGGGCUUUUUGCAGCCGCGGUUCGCGCCUGUCAGGUUGGAGUUCAAUGGCAGCUGGCGUUGCUGGUGCUGCGCGAGAUGCGUCUGGCAGGUGCUUCUGGGCCCAAGCUGGAGAAGGGGACCAAAGACGUCCGCGAUGAUCGGCUGGUGGCUUUCGGCGCUGCGCUGAGUGCUGCGGAGCGGCGCAACUGGUUGUGGGCCCUGCACCUGGCCGAAGCUCUCGGCCAGGAGGGCCUGUGCCAGAACGUGAUCACGCGCAGCACGGCAGUCAGUGCUUGGGGUCGCGGCUAUCGCUGGCAGGAGGCUCUGACGUUCCUGCACGGUGCUGGGCGCGAGUCGGUCCAGGCGAACGUUUUCACCUACACUGCCGCCAGUUCAGCGGCCGAAAAGGCACAGCGCUGGCGCAUGGCACAGCAGCUGCUCUGCGUGGUGGGCUGUCAAAACGUCGAGCCCAACGUGCAGGCCUUUAGCGCCCUGUGCAGCGCCUGGGCCGAAAACGGGUCCUGGCGCCAAGCUGCGGCGCUCGUGCAAGCCAUGCAGACAGCGGGGCCUCAGCCGAAUCAAUUCACCUACAACGGCCUGGCACGCGCCUGCCAGCGGGGGGACAGCUGGACGCACGCGCUGCGACUUUUCGCCACGCUAGACGAGGGAAGAGACGGAGUUCAGCCCGAUCUCCUGACCCUCGACGCCUCCAUCAAGGCCUUUGAGCGUGGAGGGCAGACGUGGCUCCUGCCACCUCUUACCCGCGCGCUCACGUCAGUGAAGGCCGCAGAUGGCAACCAGGAAUCUUUGGUUCUCGAGCUCUUGGGCCACGCCCUUUCGUCAACGCAGGCCGCAGCCUUUGCCCGGAAGCGGGUGGCGCCAGUACUGCGGCGGCUCCGAGGCUGUCUGGGGUCAGGGAGCCGGGACGACGUUCUUGCCGCCCAGUUCGGCCUGGGGGAGCUGUUCACAUCCCAUGUGCUGGAAGAAGCUUCCCUGUCAGCCCACACUGGGAUGUCGGGACCGGCUUGGCUACCAGGCGCCCGGCAUCCGGUGCGAUCACGCGGUGAAAAUUCUCCUUCCGAGCCCCGAGCCCAGGAACUGGCGGCGUCGAUUGCGAUGUGGUCAGAGAAGGCCCAGGCUCGAUGCCGUGCGUUUGGCCAUGGUGGAAGCAGGCGCUACGAAGACAUGAAGCUGCUGACACAAGUGUAUGUUGAGCAUGAUCGGCUGUGGCACUCCGAGCGGCAUGCGUUGCUGGCUUUGCUGAGCCAGCUUCUGAUUAGCACCUUCGCGCCGCAGGGAUCAACCAAGCAUGCGUCACCGCUCUCAGAUCAGCACAACAAGCAAGAGACCGAUAGCCCGGGAAAGAUGGUCACUUGCAGCAGACCUACGCCGGCCGCUGCUGCCGCUUGUCCGCACAUCAAUGUGGUAAUGGCCGACGACGAAGAAGAUUAUGCUGCAGCAGGCAACCGGGAGCUGUUCGAGAAGCUGUUGGAGAAUUUGCAGAGGGAAGGCGACUUGCUCAGCCGCAAGCUGUAUGACUAUGCAGACGCAGACUACAGCGGGGACGUUAGCAGUGAGGAGGUCCUGGCAGUUCUCAGCCGGCUCGCCGCGGAGCUGGGGCUCCCAGAGGAGGCGAUUCAGAGCCUCAGCGUGGCGGCACCAGAGCUUGAAGCAGAGGAGCAGCGUCGAAGAUGGUCGGACUCCCUCCAACAGCUCUGCGCCGAGGCUGGCGCGACGAAGUUUAAGGAGAAGGUGCGGGAGCUGCUCCAUGGUCCUUUGCCCGGGGAGCCCCGCAUCAUCCUCGGGCCGGUCAUCGGGAAGGUGACGGAGUCUUCCGCCCGAAUUCUCGUGGAGGCGAGCCACGACGUGGACAAUUUCAGUUGUGCAUGCAACGCUGAGGGCUCCAGCAGCGCAGCCACGGCCAAGAUGACGCUGAAGGCGAGGCGGCCCUCGGUUGUGAAGCUGGAUGGACUGGCCCCCUCGACGCUCUACAGCGUGGAGGUGCAGGGCGCCAAGCUGCUGGUCGACCGCUGCAGCUUCCGCACGCUGCCGGCGGGGGGUUGGAGGCUGGGGGACGGUCGCCCACCUUGCUUUGCCGUCGCCAGCUGCAACUGCGUCUACGAGAACCGGAAGCGAGGUGCCUCGCGAGAAGACCUGUGGGCAGAGCUGAAGUCGCGUCUGGAGUCGGGGUUCCCCGUGGAUUACAUGCUCCAUCUAGGUGACAAUGUUUACCUGGACAGCGACCUGCAUCUCGUCGAGAAGGGCAAGAAGAGACUCGAGGACUGGGAUGACUGCAAGUGGGGCGUGGCCCGGGACUGGCUGACAAAAAUGGACGACCCCUCCAAGUGGUCAGAGCACGAGAAGGAGAUCGAGGAGCACUUCCGGAACGUGUACCGGGAGACGUGGGGUCACCGCCCCACGCGAUGGGUCUUGGCCAAUGUGCCGAACCUGAUGAUCCUUGAUGAUCACGACAUCCGUGAUGACUGGGGAGACCGACCGGAGGACAAGGACGAAAAGUCCGUUGACAGGUUUCUGGCUGAUAUCGCCUAUCGUGUCUACAACUCCUACCAGCGACUGCUCUACGAGGAUCCCGAGAUGCAGCCGGAUGGGAGGAGUUGCGCGCCGAAGUGCGACCAUCACAUGCACGCCUUCGGAGACGUGGGCUUGCUUUUCGUGGACGUGCGGGGCUGCAAGACUUUUCACUGGAACCCGUCAGAGGACAUCGCGGUCCCCAUGCUUGGUCAGGCACAGUGGUCGGCCAUCCAGCAUGAGUUGGCAGAAGGUUCCGCUGGGCGAAACUGUUUCGAUCUGAUCUGA